Messenger RNA from Phalacrocorax carbo (great cormorant), 2070 nucleotides. Lineage: Eukaryota; Metazoa; Chordata; Aves; Suliformes; Phalacrocoracidae. The record is from RefSeq and is a predicted model, not a curated record.
AUGGAUGAUGCUGCAGUGGUCUGUAAGCAGCUGGGCUGUGGGUCUGCUCUUGAAGCUCCUCAGUACGGAUACUUUGGGCCCGGAUCUGGCCCCAUUUGGAUGGCUGCUGUUCAGUGUCGUGGCACCGAGUCUGCUCUGUCCGACUGCUCAGAUGAUAAACGGUAUCUACAGAACUGUGAUCACGCUGUGGAUGCUGGAGUGAGAUGUGCAGGAUUUGUCCGGCUGGUCGGAGGGGACAGCACCUGCUCAGGACGAGUGGAGAUCCGUGAUGGGAACCAGUGGAAAACUAUCUGUGACUCAGACUUUGGUCCCCAAGCUGCUGCCGUGGUCUGCGGGGAGCUGCAGUGCGGCGCACCCCUGCCUGUCCCUGGGGCAUCUCCCUUUGGAGAAGGGGAUGGUCCCAUCUGGGGCAGAGAGCUGCAGUGUGUGGGGAGUGAAGCCUCUCUCGCCUCCUGCCCCAUGGGAUCCCCCCGGGACCAGCCUUGCACCCACGCUAACGCUGCCGGCGUCACCUGCACACGGUACUCGGAGUUCAGGCUGGUGAACGGCAGCACACCUUGUGACGGGAGGGUGGAGGUCCAGGUGCUGGGGACCUGGGGCACCCUCUGUGCCUCCCACUGGGACCCCCCGGACGCCCACGUUCUCUGUCGUCACCUCGGCUGCGGGUUUGCUGAGUCCGUUCCCAGGGGAGGGCAUUUUGGGAGAGGCACCGGCCCCGUCUGGAGAGACUCGUUCCACUGCGAUGGGACUGAAGCCCACCUGGGACUGUGCCCAGUGACGGCCCUGGGGGCCUCUCCGUGCGCCCAGGAGAACAACGCUGCUGUCAUUUGCUCAGGUCCAGCCAACGCCACGUCCCUGCGGCUGGUGGGUGGGGAGAGCCGGUGCGACGGGCGAGUGGAGAUCUUCCAGGGCGGGACGUGGGGCAGAGUCCUGGAUGACCAGUGGGACCUGGCGGAGGCCCGCGUGGUGUGCCGGCAGCUGCGGUGCGGAGGGGCAGAGACGGCCUACAACCCCCCGAAGCCUCAGAGAGGGACGGGUCCCGUGGGGCUGCGAGGGGUCCGGUGCGCGGGGCACGAGGCCGGGCUGACCCUCUGCAACGCCUCCGUGCCUGAGAACGCCCUGGCGGCAGGGAUCGCAGAGGACGUGGGGGUCACUUGUGAGGGGAGCCGGCAGGUCCGGCUGGUGAACGGCUCCGGGCGCUGCGCCGGGAGAGUGGAGAUCUACCGCCAGGGCAGCUGGGGGACCAUCUGCGAUGACGGCUGGGGCCUGCCUGACGCCGCCGUCGUUUGCCGCCAGCUGGGCUGCGGACGGGCGCUGGAGGCGGCCGUCGCUGCUCGUUUCGGCAAAGGCUCCGGUCGCAUCUGGCUGGACGGUGUGAACUGCUCCGGGGCCGAAGGUGCUCUCUGGGACUGCCCGGCACAGCCCUGGGGGCAGCACGACUGCGCGCACAAGGAGGAUGCAGGAGUCGUCUGCUCAGAGUUCACGUCCCUGAGGCUGGAGCGCGGCAACGACUGCUCCGGGUACCUGCAAGUCUAUUAUAACGGGACGUGGGGGAGCGUUUGCUCCAACUCGAUGACUCUCCGAACGGCGUCGCUGGCGUGCAAGGAGCUGGGCUGUGGGGACGAAGGGACGCUGGAUACACAACUGCCCUCCGGCAAGCUGUCUGGCACCGCCUGGCUGGAUCGUGUGCAGUGUGGGGAGAAAAACAGCUCCUUCUGGCAGUGCCCCUCCGCUCCCUGGAACCCGGAGUCCUGCGAUACCCUGCAGGAGAAGACCCACAUCACCUGCAAUGGUAAUUGUGAGCUACCUGGGCAGCAGCGCUCCCCCAGCUCCUGCUCCCUGCUGGGCAGCGUCAAAGGCAGAGACAGCCCACGGGGGCUUCUCCUUUCUGUGCCAGAGCCUGCUGCUUCUGGGGACACAAACGGGCCCCAGGCGUGCCCCAGCGGUUGCCAGCUGGGCUCUCGGCAGCUCCCAAGGGAGGCAGAGGUGUCUCCAGGCAAGGUCUCAGAGGAGACCAGCCACGGCUCCGAGCAGCAGCCCUGCCAUGGACACCCUCCUGCUGCUCUGUGA